Messenger RNA from Spodoptera frugiperda (fall armyworm), 5162 nucleotides. Its product is annotated as dipeptidase 1. Gene Ontology annotation, biological process: proteolysis. The coding region runs from base 126 to 1427 and encodes 433 amino acids. Lineage: Eukaryota; Metazoa; Arthropoda; Insecta; Lepidoptera; Noctuidae. The transcript is spliced from 12 exons. Gene Ontology annotation, molecular function: metallodipeptidase activity. The record is from RefSeq and is a predicted model, not a curated record.
UCGAUAGUUGACGCGGUCAAGUUAGUCGAUAGUCGCCUCACUGGCACCGUGAGAAUCCCGCCGAAACGAGCCAGUUGAAGCAGUUGACAGUAUCCGCGCGCAACCGGUGUGCGAUAGACGUCCCCAUGCCUCUAGCCAAGAAUACCCGUCGCGAACAAGAUCAACCUCCGAAAAGGAAAAUUAAGUUUUUCGGCUUCUUAGCCGGAGAAAGGAUGAUAAACCCGUGUACCGUGGCCGGCCUCCUGCUGGCGAUCAUCGCAGUCGUGGCUGCUGCCUCCUAUGACCGGGAGCGGCUGGAGAUCGCGAAGCAGAUCCUGGAAGAAGUACCUCUCACUGAUGGCCACAACGACUUACCAUGGAACAUCAGGAAGUUUUUGCGCAACCAGAUCAAUGAGUUCGAGCUGAACACCGACCUCACGGUGGUGGAACCCUGGUCCAUCUCCAAGUACUCACACACUGACCUGCCCAGGCUGAAGACUGGAAUGGUGGGAGCGCAGUUUUGGUCGGCGUUCGUCCCGUGCGCUACGCAGAACAAAGACGCGGUGCAGCUGACUCUGGAACAAAUCGACGUGAUCAAACGCCUCGUAGAAAAGUACCCUCAAGAUCUGCAGUUCGCCACAUCGGUCACAGAUAUCCUGGAGGCCCACAGCGCGCGUCCUCGCAAGAUCGCUUCGCUCAUCGGCAUUGAGGGAGGUCACUCUAUCGCCAACUCUUUGGGAGUGCUCCGCUCCUACUAUCAGCUGGGAGUGCGGUACAUGACCCUCACCCAUACUUGCAAUACCCCAUGGGCCGACUCAUCGAACGAAGCGCCCGUGGCCAAUGGACUGACCGAAUUUGGAGAGAAAGUGGUUCGUGAGAUGAACCGGCUGGGGAUGAUCGUGGACCUGUCCCACGUGGGGGAGAACACCACCAGGGCCGCCAUCAAGCUGUCCCGGGCGCCCGUCGUCUUCACACACUCCUCGGUCUACAGCCUCUGCAACCACAAACGCAACGUCCCUGAUGACAUCAUUCAUUCUCUGAAAGAAAAUGGCGGAAUUAUCAUGGUGAACUUCUUCCCGGACUUCGUGAAGUGCGCUCCUAACGCUACCAUCUCCGACGUCGCCGAACACUUCCACUACAUCAAGCGUAUGGUUGGCGCUGACUACGUCGGUAUCGGAGGGGAUUUUGAUGGAGUGAACAGGGUCCCUCGUGGAUUGGAAGACGUAUCCCGCUACCCGGAGUUGUUCGCCGAGCUGCUGCGAAGUGGCCAGUGGACCGUGCAGGAGUUGAAGAACCUGGCCGGCCUCAACAUGCUGCGCGUCAUGCGACAGGUUGAGAAGGUCCGUGAUGAGAUGCGCACCAACGGCGUGGAACCGGAGGAGCACCCCGACUCCCCCAACGACAACGGAAAUUGCACCAGCAACGCGUUCUACACCGAAUACGUGUAGAUCGAUCCCACACCACACACGACUGCAUAAUAUUUCAACUUUAUUUCUAUACAAAGAGAAUUGAAAGUGGCUUGUCAAUUUAAUGAUUUUCACUUAUAAAAAAUCGAGAUAAUUCCAACUAAACUCCAAGAUAUCGUUAAUUGAUAAGCCUUUGUGUUAGGAAUGUUUUCCAAAUGUGUUGGCGGGUCUGAACGGCCACUGUAGGCAUUUUUUGUUCGAAAUAUAGAAAUGUAUUUGAAAUGUGCAGCCGCGUCCGUACCGUCACUGGACCGUGCGUUCAAUCCGACAGUUUGAUUCCAAUUGAUGCGUGUUUAACAUGAUAAAUGUCGUUGUAUCAAUAAGCGAGCCUCCGCACUUGUAUCGGUGUUUGCUUAGCGCAGCGCACGCUUUGUCAGCGUCCGACAGUCACACACUUUUAUUUUAUUCCAAUCUCAAAUUUAAUAAUACAUAUUAUAUUUCAGCAAAAUCAAAUAAAUUCAAAUCGUAUAGAUUACUUUGUGAAUUAAAGCAAUUCCAUUGAAAUUAAUUACUAAUUCAUUCAUUAUUCGAUCUUAUUAUAAUAAUUAAUGUAAUUUAUACAAUUUUGAUAACGUUAAUUAAAACGAUUUGGUCCUUUAUCCGAUCCCAAUAUUUAAUGAAAUUUAACUAAAUUAUGAAUCUGUUUACAUUUGCUGAAUGUUAUUGCUGCGAACAUUGCUGAGCAGGCCGUGCGUUACCGGACAAGUGUGGAGAAUCUAUAACCGAUGACGUAUUUACGUCGAUAUGUGUCUGUUUAGUUAUUAUUCGAGUAGCUGUUGUCAUAUUUCACAAGUUGGCUGCGGGACUUCAUUCACCACCAAUUCAAACACGAUUUUGUCAACCCACGCGACAAAGGCAUCCCAACUUACAAGUAAUGAUUCGGUAAAUAAUGCAAGCGACGAGCCUUUGAAAGUUUAUAACAAGAGAUCCAAGUUUACAGUUUAAAGUUCAUAAAUUCAUCGGAGCAGAGAUCUGAACCAGGCGCAAGAUCUCUUUAUUACAGUAGCCGGAACGUUUAAGACAAUUAAGCGAAUUAAGUGCAAGUAAGACUUAAGUUGCAUUCAACUGACUGCCCUUUUAUUUUCAAACUUAACUGAAAAAUGAGGCAAACGUUUAAAGUAUGAAUAAUUGCAUAAAAGUUUCGUUUAAUGGGAAAAUUUUGUAUAUAUUUGCAUAUCGUUAACUCGAACUCUGUAUGACUGUAGGGGGAGGUGGCGGCUACUACACUAUAGCGUCAUACGUCAGUACCACCCCAGAUCUGUUAGAGUGAGGCCCCCGCCUGCGGCCCACUCAGUUUCCAAUUUCACUUCGAUCCAAUUAUUCGAAAUCAUAGUAAUCGAGACUCCACCAAAUUCAAUUUAACAGCAAAUUAGCUGCUAUCAAUGUUCUAGGCUAUAUAUAUUGUGCAACUUGAAUACUAUAUCACACGCACAUAGAUCAGUGGUCGCCAUUUCAAAAUGUUAAUGCUAUUUAGAAUUCCUUUCAUUCAAGUUAAUCCGAACAAAAGCGUCGUAUAUUGACUGUAUCACCGAUACUAUGUCCAAUCAUUUAGCCACUAAAGGAACCGCACUUUAACAAAAAUGGACGUUAAUUUAAUGUGUUUUAACAAUGUUUCGAUAUGGCUCUUCCAACUUCAUUACUUUGCAUAAACAAUCGAAAUGUUAAUGAUUGGAAGUUUGUGUGCGAGAGCUUGGCUCCGGGCGGUGACAAGUUUACUGCUUCAAUAUUAGCCAGUGCCAAGUAAGUUUGUCGCGGGGUUUAACGAGAGCGUCUUGGUGACACCGCGCGCUGCGAGAGUGCGCCCCGUACUUAGGAGUGUGUCUGUCUCUGCGGCCGCUGGGUGUUCGGCAAUACGUCGCUUGUGAGAUAUGGCGACAGUUUGUAUGUCGUAACUGUUUAGAUAAUCAAAAUAUAUGUCAUGUAAUAAAUGUUGUAGCUGCAUGGUAGGUGUAACAUUGUGGACUGUGCACUUCUUCCUUCUUUACAACUAAGCUGAUUGUGUUCACAUAUCACACCCCCCCCUUUCACCUCCACUCUUUCUGAUAAUACGACUUCUGUCUCUCUUAUGUUCUCCUUCUAUUUUCCUAAGGUUGCAUUAUCAGGGGAGUAAUUUAGAUAGAGAACUCAAAAUUGGAAUUAAAUGGAAGGCUCGAGUGCGAGAGAAGUAAAUUUAACUGGGUAAAUAGAGAAAUGUAACAAAAAUAUUUUAUUUUACUAUUGUAAUUUAAAAUAAAAAUAAAAGGUUCGAUCUAGGGACGUAGGUAGAGAAUAAAAUUUGUAAAAAGACAUUUUACUAAAUAAAAAGCGUAACGUUUGUUUUACGACGUCGGCUGUUAUAUUGUUUGGUGUUACUUACAUUCCAUUGAGGAAUUGAAAGUUCCUCGCGUGUUCACGGCAACAUGCGAGGCACGCCGUCAGUGUUCUGACGCAGUAUGAGUUCGUUAUGGAUUCGUUCUCUUCGUUGUUAUAUAACGUAAUAUUUUGUAGUUUACUUGUAAUUAAUAUAACUAAGUUAACAUAUUUUUACAUGUACGGUAUGUAAAGAUGUCGCUCAUCACGUUAUGUUCCACGUACUUCGGACGAGAGUGGACGAGGCUGUGCGAGCGCGUGACGGCCGGUGUGAGCCCGGGCUGCCGGCGCCGGCACGGACCGGCUCCCGCGCUCACAACGCUCAUCAUUUUCGCUUUCAAGUUUGCAAGCAUUAAAUGCGAGCGGAUCAGAGCUGAGCUGAAUGAGAGCACAAAGCCUCGAGUCGCCGGACACGCGCCGGACACGUGCCGGACGCAGCAAUUGUCCGGGAAGCGUCGGAGUCCAUCCGACACGGUCCGACUAUGUAAGCUAAAAGCUAGUAUACAAUGUAGCGUAAGGUCUAAACUUGUGAUGGAGAUCGUUGUGCCAAAAAUGACCUAAACUUUUUAUAACUUCUUACACAGUUUCAUAUUAAAACUGUACCUUUCAUUUUUUUUUAUAAUUUUUGUAGUAAAACGGCUACCAGUGCCACGAGGAGGGAAACGAAUAAUGUUUGUAACCUAGACUUGAGUUGAUUUGUCAUUCGGACAAUAAUACCAUCCACUUUAAAUGAAAUGCUGUGAAUUUCUCGAUGUAUAUUUAAAUAUAACUUUAAUAUAUGAUGUGAAAGAACGACUAUUUCUUAUAAAUUGUGACUGAACGAUUUUUGAACCUAUACUCAACUAUAAACUAAGGAAUUUCGUCUAAAAUCUGGCUGUUAUUUUGUGGUUCUUUUAUCUAUUUUACAUACAAUCAUGUAAUCAAGCGCACACUCGGUACUCAUUACACGGACGCGACUGGGUGAGGGCGAGCGCAGCGACGCUAGCGAGCCAGCAGCUCCGCGGCGGCGGCCGACAUAUACUUCUAUCGUGACUCGGUACAUUACAGCGUGUAUUGUUGAAAGACUCCCACAAAAUGUCCCAAACACAAUAUACCUAUCUAUAAUACGAGCUUGAAACCGAAUUCCCGACGUGUGCGCUUGAGCCGAGUUGUGUGGCGCGUUGCUGCGUGUUCAGCUCGACUGAUAACACUAUCACUGUUUACUUACCUAUACAUACUCCCCCCUCCGAAGCCUGUAUUACUUCGGAGGGCCUCAUCACUUCCUUCACUGUCUUCCCCGUUUAGCAAAGCGCCAGGCAACUGUAUACUGGACUAUUUACAUAUUUAUUACACUAGAUAACCAAUAAACACGUUUGCUGUAAUCUAAAA